AUGUUCUUCUUGACAGGAAAGAUGGAAGAAUGUCACCGGCAUGACGAACAGCGGGCAAAGAGCAAGCAAACUCUGGCCGUGGUCACUGUGCUCCUAUCGAUGUUGCUUGUAGCUCUGAUGGCCACACGAGCUGGCUUCCCUUCGGUUUUGCAGAACCAAGGAACUGAGAACGACUCUAUGGACAGGCGAUACGAAGAGACCGUGUUUCCCACGUACAAGUACCCGACUGACCUUCUCACAUCUGCGACCAAACAUGAAGCAUUGCUUUCGUACGCAAAGAUCAAGACGCCUAAGGCUGGACAGAGUUUGUACAUCCCGGCCAUGUACAAUCCAAUGGUAGACCCCAAUAAGGAGAUCAUGGACAUGAUCGAACAGUUUCAAGAUGUUGUGAAACAACUUGAUGAGUUGGAGAGACAGCUCAAGUGUGCAGCAAACUGUACAGCCAACCAGUCGUCCGCCUUCGCUGGCAACGGCUCGUUCGAGCUUGACUAUGAACUUACCUUCUCCAACGGCAGCGCGAGCUUCGGGUCUCACAACAGCUCUGAGGAAGUUGAUACCUGCCUUCGCAACUGCAGCAUGGAACCGAUCGUGUUCCGCACUGCCGAGGAGGCAGAGGUCCUCAUCAGCUCCAAGAUGGCUCAACUGAGAAUCCUUGAGGGCUCCUUACGAGGCAAGCUAGCGAGCACACGGACAUGGCUCGCCACGAGGACGAGGCAUCGCAGACAGCAGAUGAAAGGAGGAGCUGCGAAUAGGGCAGGUAAAACGAGGGGUCAGGAUGUUGCAAGAGCACGAGUGCUAGACAAAUGGCUGAGGGAAGACAGAAGCAAACAGUAG
Molecule: messenger RNA, 834 nt
Organism: Guillardia theta CCMP2712
Lineage: Eukaryota; Cryptophyceae; Pyrenomonadales; Geminigeraceae
Exons: 2
Coding region: 1-834 (277 amino acids)
Source: RefSeq, a predicted model, not a curated record